AUGUCAAUUCUCAUCUCAAUUCUCAAUUUCUCAAGUCAAUUCUAAUUUCUAAAUCGAAAUCUCAAUUUCUCAAUAAUAUAAAUUCUCAUUUCUCAUUCUCAAACUUUCGUGACCGGGGCGUGAACUGAGACUGUGUGUGGUCACCCGUCACCAUUCACCAUCACCGUCACCCACACUCGUCAGUCCUCACAGAUCUCAAUUUUCAAUCGUUUCGUCCAUCAAAACUAUGAAUACGGUGUAAACUUAAUUUUAUGUUUUAUAAACUUAGUAUUACACGAUGAAGAUAGCAUUGAUGGUGGCUGAAAAGCCAUCUUUAGCCCAAAACCUCGCGAACAUACUCAGUAAUGGCAAAUGUAACACCAACAAGGGUUCCAACUCAGCUUGUGCAGUUCACGAGUGGAACGGUACAUUCAAAGGUGAACCGGUCAGAUUUAAAAUGACGUCAGUAUGUGGACAUGUGAUGAGUUUAGAUUUCAGCGGCAAAUAUAACAACUGGGACAAAGUGGAUCCCAUUGAGCUAUUCAGCUGUCCCACGGAGAAGAAGGAAGCAAUGCCCCGGCUUAGAAUACCAGCAUUCUUGGCCCAGGAGGCCAGGGGUUGUGAUUAUCUGAUUUUGUGGUUGGAUUGCGACAAAGAGGGUGAAAAUAUCUGUUUCGAGGUGAUGGCAUGUGUUCAACAAUCUAUGAAAGGAGAUAUAUUGUCUCCCUUAGUGACAUUUCGUGCACGUUUCUCUGCCAUAACCGAGAAGGAUAUCAAAGCGGCCAUGAUGAAUCUCAUCCGGCCGAACGAGAAUGAGUCUCGCAGUGUGGAUGCUCGUCAGGAACUCGAUCUACGUAUUGGUUGUGCGUUUACACGAUUUCAGACAAAAUAUUUUCAAGGCAGAUAUGGUGACCUUGAUGCAUCUCUUAUUUCCUACGGUCCCUGCCAGACCCCAACCCUUGGGUUCUGUGUCCAACGCCACGAUGAGAUCCAGACCUUCAAGCCCGAAACAUAUUGGGUGUUACGAGUCACAGCUUCCACUUCUGAGGGUCGGGAGCUACCUCUAGAAUGGAAGAGAGUCAGAAGUUUUGAGAAGGACAUAGCUAAUAUGUUCCUUGCUGGAAUUAAAGAAAUCAAGGAGGCAACAGUGGUGUCAAUCCAAGCCAAGGAGAAGGUGAAGCCUCGACCCACAGCUCUGAACACGGUGGAGUUGAUGCGAGUGGCCAGCGCUGGAUUGGGUAUGGGGCCGCACCAUGCUAUGCAGAUUGCUGAGCGUCUCUACACGCAGGGCUACAUAUCGUAUCCCCGAACUGAAACUACAAGUUAUUCUGAAAACUUCGAUCUUAUUGGAACAUUGCGACAGCAGCAGAACUCUGCCAAGUGGGGCUCCGAUGUGCGCGCGCUCAUCUCCCACGGCAUCAACAAGCCGAAGAAGGGCCACGACGCGGGCGACCAUCCGCCCAUCACGCCCAUGAAGCCGGCCUCGGAGUCAGAGUUAGAUGGCGACAUGUGGCGCAUAUACGACUACAUAACGCGACAUUUUAUCGCAACGCUGUCGCGCGACUGUCGCUACCUGUCUACCACGAUCACGUUCCAAAUCGGCUCCGAGACGUUCUACUAUACAGGCAACACGCUGGUGGACGCUGGAUACACUGAGAUCAUGCAUUGGCAGGCAUUUGGCAAGGACGAAUUCGUGCCGCCUCUACACGUGGACGAUAUCCUGCGAGCACACGACCAUAGACUGGUAGAGUGUCAGACAUCACCGCCCGACUACCUCACAGAGUCUGAGGUAAUCACCCUGAUGGAGAAGCACGGAAUUGGCACUGAUGCCUCCAUACCGGUGCACAUCAACAACAUCUGCCAACGGAACUAUGUCAACGUGGGCAGCGGCAGACGACUGGUGCCCACCAGCCUAGGCGUUGUUCUCGUUCACGGAUAUCAGAAGAUUGAUCCAGAACUAGUGUUACCAACAAUGCGAACAGCGGUGGAAGAACAGUUGAACCUCAUCGCAAUCGGCCAAGCCGACUUCCACGCGGUGCUGGCACACACGGCGGAGAUAUUCCGCAGGAAAUUCCAGUACUUCGUGAGGUCCAUCGAGGCCAUGGACCAGCUGUUCGAGGUCAGCUUCUCAUCACUGAAGACCAGCGGCAAGGCUUUGUCCAGAUGCGGGAAGUGUAGGCGCUAUAUGAGAUAUAUACAAGCAAAACCAGCGCGCCUCCACUGUUCGCACUGCGACGACACGUACUCACUGCCGCAGAACGGCAACGUGCGCAUCUACCGCGAGCUCAAGUGUCCACUGGACGACUUCGAGCUGCUGUCCUGGUCCUCCGGCAGCAAGGGCAAGAGCUACCCGCUGUGCCCCUACUGCUACAACCAUCCGCCCUUCAGGGACAUGAAGAAAGGUUUCGGCUGCAAUUCGUGCACGCACCCCACCUGUCCGUACGGAGUCAACUCCACGGGCGUGUCGGGUUGUGUCGAGUGUGACGGCGUACUAGUCCUCGACCCGUCUGCGCCCAAGUGGAAGUUGGCGUGCAAUCGGUGUGACGUCAUCAUCAAUAUAUUCGAAGAUGCGUCACGCGUGGCGGUGUGCGAAACUGCGUGCAGCGCGUGCGGCGCGCAGCUCGUCAGCGUGGAAUACCGCGCCGAGCGCACGCGCCUGCCCGCCGCGCUCACCGAGAUGACCGCCUGUCUGUACUGCGAGCCCAACUUCAGCGCGCUCGUGGAGAAACAUCGCGCAGUGUCGUCACGCGGCGGUGGGGUGCGCGGGCGCGGGGGACGCGCUCGUGGCAAGCAGCGCAGCAAGCAGCCUAAGGACAAAAUGGCGCAACUCGCGGCAUACUUUGUUUGAGUAUUCUUUUAUUAUAACUCUCGUGUAAUGGACAUUGUGUUAGUGAUUGCUUUAUUCAUUUAGAUAUCCGGCGCAGAGUUAGAUGAGGACGGCAGAGGUGUUAAAAAUCCAACUCAGACCAAUUAUAGAAGGACCAGUAUCUCACUCAAAUUCGAGAUUUGGUAUAUAUCUUAUACUAAACUAGAAGAUUUUGCCCAUUUUUUACACCAUUCAAGUAGACAAAAAUGUAUUUUUACGGAGCUCUUUAACCGACGAACAGAAUUACAACUAUGAAACAUCGAUACUAAAGACACAGUUUUUAUAAUAGCAUUUAGAUCAUUGAUUAUAUACUUUGACAGAAAAGUAACGUCUAGCGAGGCAGGUCCUAUACAAUAAUUGGUCUGAGAUAUCGAAUAAAAAUACUUAUCCAAUCGAUAUUUAUAAUUAUUAUAUUUAUUUUAUAUAUUAGGUGAGAGUGCAAGAUAAUAUUAUAAUAAUUUUAUAAAUAAGCUAAAAUUUUGUGUACCUAUAACUUUAAAUUAAAUAUGCGGACUAGCUUAUUUUCCUGCUCCCUUUAAUAUGGGUAUCAGUUUGACUAAUGUGUCGAUCAUCAAAUGAUGUGUCGUUUUUCAAACUAAAUUAACGAUUUUUUAUUAAAAUUAUAGAUUAAAAAAUCCAUUAACCUACUUCCACUCAUGUAAAAAAAUUAUAAACCAAACAUGCUGUAUCAUCAGGAACAGUAGAUAUAAUAUAAUACGUUAUAUAAAGUGUUUUCACACCCAAAAUGAGUAUGUUAUUUAAGAAGAAUGUCUUUGAAAUGUUUAUUUAUUUUUCACUGUAAUUUUUUAUACGUUAAAAUAAAACAGUACUAAUCGAU
Molecule: messenger RNA, 3683 nt
Organism: Bicyclus anynana (squinting bush brown)
Lineage: Eukaryota; Metazoa; Arthropoda; Insecta; Lepidoptera; Nymphalidae
Gene: Top3beta
Product: DNA topoisomerase 3-beta-1
Exons: 15
Coding region: 278-2827 (849 amino acids)
Biological process (GO): DNA topological change
Cellular component (GO): nucleus
Molecular function (GO): DNA binding; DNA topoisomerase type I (single strand cut, ATP-independent) activity
Source: RefSeq, a predicted model, not a curated record